CACAGUUUCAGGCUGGGUAUAAAACCGUAUCCAAAUGAAUGUUUUUUCUCCAACAAAGUCGUUCUAUCUUCAUCAUGUUCUCUAACAAGUACACCCUCGCUUUCCUCGCUAUUGGCGCUGCAUCUGUCAAUGCCUUCACUGGAACAGCUUACUUGGCCGUAGCUCCUCGCCCCCCGACGAUCGCAUGCCCUCUAGUCUGCCCUCCGUCCGAUAUCCAGCCAGGCGUAGGUGUCGCCCCCGACAAGAUCACGGAAGGUAGGGCGCACUGCUGUGAUACUGUCGCAAUUGCCUACGGAGGCCAUAAUAUUCAAGCGAGGAUUACCGGCGUCUGCCCUUCUUGCCAUGGUUCUGAUAAUAUCACCUUGAGCACUGAAGUAUUCCAGCAAAUCGCGGACCCAGCCCUUGGACAAAUUUAUCCAGUUGUGUGGAAUGUUUUGGGAUAAAUAGGAUCUUGAAGAGUCUGAGUUGAGAUAUUCGAAAUUUUCCGGUUGACUCAUGGUGGAUCUUACCGUACUUAGUAGCUAAUAGUAUUAGUAUGCGGUAAUUUUGGAUCUGAACUU
This is a messenger RNA of Marasmius oreades (fairy-ring Marasmius), 560 nucleotides long. RefSeq lists its product as uncharacterized. The coding region runs from base 39 to 443 and encodes 134 amino acids. The record is from RefSeq and is a predicted model, not a curated record. The transcript is spliced from 3 exons. NCBI's taxonomy places the organism in Eukaryota, Fungi, Basidiomycota, Agaricomycetes, Agaricales, Marasmiaceae.